Molecule: messenger RNA, 630 nt
Organism: Eruca vesicaria subsp. sativa (arugula)
Lineage: Eukaryota; Viridiplantae; Streptophyta; Magnoliopsida; Brassicales; Brassicaceae
Source: the annotation of a GenBank genome assembly
AUGGCUACUAAACAAGAAACUUUAGCCCUAGAAUCCAUAAGCCAACACCUUCUCACAGAUUUUGCUUCCACAGAAACCAUAGAAAACCAAAACCCUAAACCAAACUCUACUCUUAACCGACGUAAACCGCCUUUACCGAACCUAUCCGUUUCAAGAACGGUCUCUUGCACGAUAAAGAAGGCAGAGGAAGAGGAAGAGGAGGAGGAGAAAAGACACUACCGUGGAGUGAGGAGGAGACCAUGGGGAAAAUACGCGGCGGAGAUUAGGGAUCCUAACAAAAAGGGUUCUAGGCUUUGGCUUGGGACUUACGAAACGCCCGUGGAAGCUGCAAGAGCUUAUGACCAAGCGGCGUUUGAGUUGCGUGGGAGAAAAGCAAUCUUGAAUUUCCCACUAGAUGUGAGGGUUGGUUCGGACAGUUGUUUUGUCGGAUUAGGGAAACGUAAGAGGGUUAAGAGUUUCUUGGCCGAGGAGGAGGAGACGGUGCCGGUUAGGGUUAAAGUUGAGGAAAAAGAGGUUGAAGCGGUUCCUUUGACGCCGUCAAGUUGGAAAGGGGUUUGGGAUGUGGGAGCAGGAGAUGGGAUCUUUAGUGUUCCUCCGUUAACUCCCACGUCUCCCAACUCCGUUACUUGA